This is a messenger RNA of Pundamilia nyererei, 1434 nucleotides long. Its product is annotated as leukotriene B4 receptor 1. The coding region runs from base 73 to 1164 and encodes 363 amino acids. Gene Ontology annotation, biological process: immune response; calcium-mediated signaling; cell chemotaxis. Gene Ontology annotation, molecular function: C-C chemokine receptor activity; C-C chemokine binding. The transcript has a single exon. Lineage: Eukaryota; Metazoa; Chordata; Actinopteri; Cichliformes; Cichlidae. The record is from RefSeq and is a predicted model, not a curated record. Gene Ontology annotation, cellular component: membrane; external side of plasma membrane.
GGGAAGUGAUGACUUAGAGUAAUCUGUUUUUCUUUUCAUGCAGACACCACAGUCAGCACAUCGACUUGCACCAUGAACAACACAUACCAGCUGUCUUCUCAAGAGGAAAUGGCCCCUUCACAGUUUGAUGGUGGGACAGUGGUGUCGUGUGUGAUCCUUGGUUUGUCCUUCCUGGCUGGAGCUCCUGGGAACCUGCUGGUGAUCUGGACCAUCCUGAGACAUGUUGAAAAGCGCUCUCACACAGUGGUGAUUAUUCUACACCUGGCUGUUGCGGACCUGCUUGUCCUCAUCACCCUGCCUCUGUGGAUCUACUCUCUGGCCCACUCCUGGAUAUUUGGGGUGGUAUCUUGCAAAGCCAUGGUGUUCAUGAUCAACACGUGUAUGUACAGCAGCGUUUUCCUCAUCACCCUCAUGAGCGUGGAGCGUUUUGUGGCUGUGCGAUAUCCCUUUGCUUCAGCUCACUGGAAGAGGAAACAAGCUCUAAAUAAAGUACUGCUGGUUCUGUGGAUUGCAGCACUCUUGUUCAGCAUACCUGUCAUCCCAACUCAGACUGUUGACAAAGAUUCUGGUAAGGAUAGCUGCCUGUACCGUGAAUAUACUUCGGUGACCCAGGAACUGGUGUGUGUCUUGUUAGAGACACUGGUUGGCUACAUAAUACCCUUCUCCAUCCUUGUGGUCUGCUAUGGCUGCCUCUGCAGCCGGAUUACUCGGAUGACUCUCAAAUCCAAACGCAAGUCCACCAUCCUGAUCGCCAGUGUCGUGGUUGCAUUUGGCAUUUGCUGGACACCUCAUCACAUAGGAAAUAUCCUCUCGCUGAUCAUCCUGGGAACUGAAAACUCCUACAAGGAUGUAGCAGAACAUUUGGAAAACGUGAGGACCACUAUGGUUUUUGUCACUGGAGCCAUGGCCUUUAUCAGCAGCACAGUUAACCCCAUCCUCUACAUGUUUGCAGCUCGCUCCUUCAGGAGCUCCCUCCGUGACACAGGCAUCCAGAAGCUCUUCCGCCACAUCUCGAGCACCUCCCCAGGUGAGGGCAACAGGGAGGUGUCCUAUGUGUCCAAGAGACCCAGCAAUCAGACCAGCACCUCUCAUGUGCUAUCUGAGUCAAAAGAUCAAAUAGGUGUGUUGAUGACAAUGUGUGAAAACAAUCCAUCUGGGCAGUGAAAUUGAACAAUGUCUGUUUGGUCUGUGUAGAUACUCCUGUGUACUCAGUAUUCUUUUUCUGAAUAAAAUAAAUGUUGAAACACUGAUGUUUAUUUGUAUGAAAUUGCAACAAAAAAUAACAAGUAUAUCUGUGCUACACUUGCCUAACUUAAUAAAUUACCAAUUUUGCAUGUUUGUAUUGUGAAUAUAUUUAUAGAAAUGCUAUACGUUUUGUACUAAAUGUCCAUAAUGACAUGGGCCAAAUAACCAAUAAAAAAUUCUUUAUGUAAA